Drosophila eugracilis is the source of this 1568-nucleotide messenger RNA. Its product is annotated as vitellogenin-1. The record is from RefSeq and is a predicted model, not a curated record. Bases 31 to 1254 code for a protein of 407 amino acids. NCBI's taxonomy places the organism in Eukaryota, Metazoa, Arthropoda, Insecta, Diptera, Drosophilidae. Gene Ontology annotation, molecular function: lipase activity. Gene Ontology annotation, biological process: lipid metabolic process. The transcript is spliced from 3 exons.
CACUUAGUUCUCGUCGCGUUCUCGCCCAGGAUGGGAGUAAUUGCCAUGAAGAUGCUUCCGAUUGUGGUGCUCAUCCUUCUCCAGCUUCUGAUUCCCUCGAUCCAUUCCAUUGAGUGGACUCUGCCGGAUGUUAUCGAUACCAUUGGAAAGGUCAGCACCAGCAUCGUUGAUCCCAGUCUUCUGCCCACGCCCCAAGGCCUUCUCGAUGGCAGCAAACAGCUCAUCGCCGGUUACCCCUUUGAAUUCGUUUCCAAUUCGCUCAGUGUAAUCUGUUCCCAGGCACUGGCAUCGAACACAAUCAAGUCGAAAUUCUCGCCGGACAUCAAAUUGAUGAACUUCCAACUGCAAACGGCCUGCGCAAAGGUCAACUUUCCGCUGACCAAUCCGGAGAGCAUGUGGAAGAGUCCACUGUUCGAUCCCAAGAAGAAGGUCGUCAUCCUGGCAACCGGAUGGACCACCACCAUCAAUGGCUCCGACACCAUCGAUAUGUUCUCAAAGGCCUACAACUGUCGUGGCGAUGUCAACUUUGUGGCCGUGGAUGCUGCUCGAUUUGUGGACACCCUGUACACCUGGUCGGCCUUCAAUACGGAGGAGAUUGGCGAGAAUAUUGCUUUGGCAUUGGUGAAGCUGCUGGAUCUGAUGCCGGUGGAGAAUAUCCAUCUGAUUGGCCAUAGUCUGGGUGCCCAUAUAGUGGGUUCGGCCGGACGGCAUUUGCGUCGUCUGACAGGUCGGAUAAUACCCAGGAUCACUGGAUUGGAUCCGGCCAAGCCGUGCUUCAACGAGGGUGAAGUUCUCUCAGGAUUAAUGCGAGGAGAUGCUCGAUUCAUCGAUGUGAUUCACAGUAACUCCGGAGUGCUGGGCAUGCGGGAUCCAUUAGGCGAUGUAGACUUCUAUCCAGGUGGAAUGGGACCCCUGCCGGCGGGCUGCUUCUCAGUGACCUGUGCCCAUGCCAGAUCUUGGGAAUACUAUGCAGAGACCAUUUAUCCAGGAAAUGAGAGAAAUUUCCUAGCUGUACGUUGCAGUUCGAUGUCCAGACUUCGGGAAUUCCGGUGUCCGGGAGAUCAGGUGGCCAUGGGAUAUCAGGUGCCGCAAGAUAUCAAGGGCAACUACUUCCUCGAGGUCAACUCCAAUUCGCCCUUUGGCACGCAUGCCUCGAUCGUGCGAUCCAGACAUUUGGAGCAGUGUGGCAAGUGCCCGGAUGCUGAAAUGGCGAGUUCCACGACCACAGAAAAAUCUGGUGGAUCCUGGUUUUAACGAAGAGGAGGAGAUCUCCUCCAAUACCCCACCCGUUAUUUAUCCUAAGCUAGUGUUAGGCCUUGUUUUCUUUUUCCUUUUUGUUUUUUUUUCUUUUUUGAUUAUUUUGUGGCUCGUCUUGGCCCCCGACACGAUUGCGGUCGAUAUGCAAUAUACAAUUUGCCUUCUAAGCGUUGACAAUUCAAUUAAAUUCGUGUUUAUUACGCUUAUGUAAAGCCCAAACAGCGAAGGCAGAAGGCUCACGAUUUUGGAAUACCCUAUAAAUGUGAUACCGAAGGAUGGUGAUAAAAGUAAAUAAAAAUAAACUAAUUAAA